Molecule: messenger RNA, 588 nt
Organism: Enterobius vermicularis (human pinworm)
Lineage: Eukaryota; Metazoa; Nematoda; Chromadorea; Rhabditida; Oxyuridae
Source: the annotation of a GenBank genome assembly
AUGCGUGGGAAGCAUCUUGAAAGACUUGCUUUAACGAGCCGAUUUGAAUUCAAGCCGCCAGUAUUUUUGGAUUUAGGACUUAGUGAUAUUCCACUGUUCCGCAGUGGACAUUGGAGAUGGAAGCAUCAAAACUUGGCAUUUUUUGCAAGUCGUGGACAACGACCAUAUAUGGAAGAUCGUAUGCAUUACAUGUUCGAUCCAUAUAACAGCAUCUUGAUUUUUAGCAUAUUUGACGGCCAUGGCGGACCGUAUGUUUCUCAGUAUCUUGAGAAGAACUAUGCAAAUGCAUUGCGAAGACGGUUGUUGGAAUUUGCUGCAAAUGCUACUACCGAAUCACUGACGUCAAAAGAAUUUCGUGACUGCUUUGCUGAGGCGAUUAUCACUGAAGUUCAUAAUCUGGAUGACGCUAUAUCAAGGAUGCAUGCAUCUUAUACGCUUUAUACAGGUUCAACACUAAUAUCCGUCAUUCUUGAAAAACAUCGCUAUUUAACUGUAGUCAAUGUUGGCGAUUCUCGAGCGGUAGCUUGUGAUGGAAGAGGUCGUGCAGUUCCACUGUCUGAAGACCACAAACCAUCUGAUGUUAGUUAA